AUGGCUCCCGAAAACGCAGCACGCAAGCGGAAAACUCCGGUCAAGGAGGUGGAGGAGUCGGACAGCGAGAUCCCGGAUGACUUGCUUGAUGGGGCAUUGUCACAAAGCGAAGAUGACUCGGAAGACUUCAGCAGCGACGGAGACUUCGACGAGGAAGAUCAAGAAGGGUCGGGCGACGAAGAUGAUGAACCCUUACACAGCGACGAUGCCUCCUUUGACUCGGAGCCUGAGGAGCUUGAGGACGGUCUCGAGAAGCUGGCUGCGGAUCUUGGGAAACCUGCCGACGAGCAGCUAGACGACCAAGACCGACCAAACUACCGAGUGACCACGGAUGCCAACGGCGGCGUGCGGUACAUAUACGACGAGAUAGACCCCGUGUACGACUCGGAUGAUACCGACGCCAACGAGCCAGUCAACACGAUUGGAAACAUCCCUCUGUCCUUUUACGAUUCGUACCCGCACAUUGGUUAUGACAUCAACGGCAAGAAGAUCAUGCGGCCGGCCACGGGCGACGCUCUCGAUGCCCUUCUCGACAGCAUAGAGGUGCCUAAGGGUUGGACUGGCCUCACAGACCCUUCGACCGGCAAGCCUCUCAACCUCAGCCAGGACGAGUUAGAGCUCCUCAAGCGCGUCCAGAUGAAUGAGCUGCCAGAGGACGGUUACGAUCCUUAUCCGGAUACCGUGGAAUACUUUACCGGUAUUGAGGAAAAGAUGCCUCUGAGUGCUGCACCCGAGCCCAAGCGUCGUUUCUUGCCCUCCAAGCACGAAGCCAAGAGGGUCAUGAAGCUGGUGCGAGCCAUCCGGGAGGGAAGGAUCCUGCCCUACAAGCCUCCCGAGGAGCGAGAGAAGGAGGAGGAAGAGGAAGAGCAUCACUAUGACCUGUGGCAGGAUGAGCAGCCGCAAGAACCUCAUGUGAUGCAUAUCCCAGCUCCCAAACUUCCUCCUCCGGGCUACGACAUGAGCUACAACCCUCCGCCCGAGUACCUCCCGACGAAGGAUGAGAAGGAAGCCUGGGAGAAUAUCGACCCCGAGGAGCGCGAGAAAGAGUAUCUGCCAAGCAAGCACGACGCCUUGCGCAAGGUUCCGGCCUACGACACCUUUGUGAAGGAGCGCUUUGAGCGAUGCUUAGAUCUGUAUCUGGCGCCCAGAAUUCGAAAGAACAGGCUCAACAUCGACCCGAACUCGCUCCUCCCCAAAUUACCCCGCCCCGAAGAGCUCAAGCCGUUCCCAACGGUCUGCCAGACCAUUUUCCGCGGUCACGAAGGCCGCGUCCGGUCGUUGGCUAUUGAUCCUACUGGGUGCUGGUUGGCGACGGGUGGCGACGACGGUACGGUUCGCCUCUGGGAGCUCUUGACCGGACGCCAAGUCUGGAGCGUUACGCUCAGCAGUGAUGACGUCGUGGACUGUGUACGCUGGCGGCCCAACAAGGAUGCCUUUGUGCUUUCGGCCGCCGCCGGGGAAGACAUCUUCAUGAUGGUCCCGCCCGUUAUCAACCCGGAGCUAGAACAAGCUAGUCGGGACGUGCUCGCUGCCGGCUUCGGCUAUGCUGCCAACGGGAACCAGCAGCCCACCGACCUGAAGCAGCCUCCGGCCAAGUGGGCCAAGCCCGGCACCGCGCGUCUGGAGGACGAGGGUGUCAUUGUCAAGGUGACUGUCCGGUCGCCUGUCAAGGUCAUUAGCUGGCACAGGAGAGGCGACCACUUUUGCACCGUUUCGCCGUCGGGCGGCCGCACCUCGGUCGCCAUUCACACGCUUUCCAAGCAUCUUACACAGAUACCCUUCCGCAAACUGUCCGAUCACCCCCAGACUGCCCACUUCCACCCCUCCAGACCCCUGUUCUUUGUCGCCACCAAGGUCAAGAUUCGUUGCUACGACCUGCAGAAGCUAGAGCUCGUCAAAAUCAUCCAGCCAGGCGCCAAGUCCAUCUCGUCGUUUGACGUGCAUAACGGCGGUGACAACAUCAUCGUCGGUUCUCAUGACAGGAGGCUGCUCUGGCACGACCUCGACCUCUCUACCCGCCCAUUCAAGGUGAUGCGCUUCCAUCCCAAGGCCAUCCGGUCCGUCAAGUAUCACAAAGGCGGCCUGCCACUGUUUGCCGACGCCAGCGACGACGGUACCCUACAGAUCUUCCACGGCAAGGUCGUCAGCGACCUCAUGGAGAACCCCACCAUCGUGCCGCUCAAAAUGCUCAAGGGUCACAAGGUCGUCGACCAUCUCGGUGUAUUGGAUGUCGACUGGCACCCGAAGGAACCGUGGUGUGUCUCUGCCGGUGCCGAUGGGACCUGCAGGCUCUGGAUGUAA
Messenger RNA from Thyridium curvatum, 2301 nucleotides. RefSeq lists its product as uncharacterized. NCBI's taxonomy places the organism in Eukaryota, Fungi, Ascomycota, Sordariomycetes, Thyridiales, Thyridiaceae. Gene Ontology annotation, biological process: maturation of LSU-rRNA from tricistronic rRNA transcript (SSU-rRNA, 5.8S rRNA, LSU-rRNA); ribosome biogenesis. Bases 1 to 2301 code for a protein of 766 amino acids. Gene Ontology annotation, molecular function: protein binding; ribonucleoprotein complex binding. The transcript has 2 exons. The record is from RefSeq and is a predicted model, not a curated record. Gene Ontology annotation, cellular component: preribosome, large subunit precursor; PeBoW complex.